AUGGUUAUUAAUUUUUUUUUUUUUUUAAUUUUCUGAUGAAACAGCAAUUUUUGUUUAGAAAAUAUAUUAAUAAAUAAUCGUUAUAAGUUUUCUAUACGAUAUUGUCUUUAAAAUAAUAAAAGUAACUACUUUUUUAAUAAAAACACUAUGUUGUUUGGGGAAAUUGUAGAACCAUCUACAAGGGCUUUUAUACUGGAAGAGGAUCUGGAUGCAUUACCUGAAUAUAAGGGGCCAGUUUUUCAGUGGGAUGGUGACUCAAAGGCUCCUGAAACCAUAAGUAAGCUAAUUUUUGCUGAUUCACCCAAAGUCCUUCAGAUUUGCCAAAAUAUCACGAAAUCUGGUAAAACAAUAGCAGAAAUAAAAGAUGAAGGAAUUUUAAUAUGCAAAUCUGGAGAUAACUACUUAGUUUUAUAUAAGGGUGUUUCCAAAAAUGCAGUUAUUGGUGAAAUCGUUGAUGUUUUAACACCUUGGAUAAAAGCAGCUAAGGAAGUGCACUGUAUAACCACUGCCCUCACAUCAAGCUUUCAACCAUCGGAAUGUAUAGACACCUCAACAGUUACAUUUACAAAGUGUUUGACUAACUUAGAAAGUGUCCCAUUUAAUUUUUGCGACCGUUUACAAGCUCCAAACCUAGUAAAUGGUUUUGGUGCCAACGUCUUAUCUUACUGCGUACACAACGCUCUCAAAGCAAGUUUGUGGAUAAUAUAUUCAGAUAACUUACCAUUGGACUCUCUUAAUGGAGCAGAACUUGUUCGAUUGUUUAAAAGCUUAGGGUUUUUUGUUAAUGCUGAUUUUAAAGUUGAUAGUUCAUCUAGUAAUUUGUACAUGUAAACAAAUAUACGUAUUUACGUUA
This is a messenger RNA of Anthonomus grandis grandis, 853 nucleotides long. RefSeq lists its product as uncharacterized. The record is from RefSeq and is a predicted model, not a curated record. Lineage: Eukaryota; Metazoa; Arthropoda; Insecta; Coleoptera; Curculionidae. Gene Ontology annotation, cellular component: endoplasmic reticulum. Gene Ontology annotation, molecular function: proteasome binding. Gene Ontology annotation, biological process: proteasome core complex assembly. The coding region runs from base 148 to 831 and encodes 227 amino acids. The transcript is spliced from 3 exons.